AGCGAAUGGCAACUUGAUUAGCAAAGAAAGAGCUAUUUUGUGAAGGGAAGGCAAGGUUGGUGCGCGGCGAGGGUCUUGCCUGCUGGGGGUUGUGGCUGGUUGCAGGGUUUCUGGAACAAAAGAGCCGUGUCAUCCCCCCUUCCGUCCUCUCGUACCCCCCUCCCCCCUCCCUGUGUCUUCCCCUGUGUGUUGGUGACCCCGCAACCCCACCCGCUCCCGUUUGAACCCUUGUGUCGUGUCGUUACUCUGACCCAAAGCCGCCCUCUCACCCCAUGCUUGGGACAAAGCCAACCCACUGCCAGCCCAAUGACUGCCUGGAUCGUCCUGCCUGUCAGCCUGUCUGUCUUCUCCAUCACAGGAAUAUGGAUAGUAUAUGCCAUGGCUGUGAUGAAUCACCAUGUUUGUCCCGUGGAAAACUGGUCCUACAACGUGACCUGCACAGAAGAGCUGCUCCGCCCAGGCUUUCCCAAGACCUGUUGCACCAUCCAGGACAUCCCCCUAAUCAGUAAAUGUGGUUCUUUCCCUCCUGAAAGCUGCCUGUUCAGCCUCAUCGGCAAUGUUGGAGCCUUCAUGGUGGUGAUGGUGUGCCUUCUGCGCUACGCCCAGGUGGUCGAACACAGCCACGGGUGUUGGGUCAACACCGGCGCUCUGGUGUCGGGUUGCACCAACGCAGUGGGUCUGGUCAUGGUGGGCAACUUCCAGGUGGACCACGCCAAGUCUCUGCACUACGUGGGCGCCGGCGUGGCCUUCCCAGCAGGACUUCUGUUCGUCUGCUUGCAGUGUGUGCUCACCUACCGGGUGGCACUGACCGCCCUGGACUACUGGAUGGCACACCUCCGUGUGGCUCUGGCACUCGCAGCCAUGGUCUCCCUCGUCCUCAGCGGCAUCUUCUUCGUGCACGAGAGCUUCACGCUGCAGCACGCCGCCGCCAUCUGCGAGUGGGUCUUCACCGUGGACAUCCUGGUCUUCUACGGGACUUUCACCUACGAGUUCGGCACGGUGACGGGCGAGACCAUGAUGGCGGCCCUGCAGCAGUGCCUCCACCACGGCUCGGGGGUGAUCUUGGGCCCCCGGUCCCGGGACUCGGCGCUGAGCGGCGGCGGCGCCACCAAAGGCCUCAAGUCGCCCGGCGGCAGCAGCACGUCCACACACCUCAACUGCACCCCGGAGAGCAUAGCCAUGUUGUAGCACGACAGGGGACUAACUCUAGGACGCUUUUUUUAUAGAAGUCUUAUAUCAUUGUUUCCUCUGGAGGGGUGUGGGUGUCUUCAACACCAACACCAGUCAAGUACAUGCCAGCUUGUGGGUGUCUUCACCACCAGGAGUCAAGUACAUGCCAGCUUGCAGGUGUGUGGUGUCCUCACCACCAGGACUCAAGUACAUGCCAGCUUGCAGGUGUCCUCACCAUCAGGAGUCAAGUACAUGCCAGCUUGCAGGUGUGUGGUGUCCUCACCACCAGGAGUCAAGUACAUGCCAGCUUGCAGGUGUCCUCACCAUCAGGAGUCAAGUACAUGCCAGCUUGCAGGUGUGUGGUGUCCUCACCACCAGGACUCAAGUACAUGCCAACUUGUGGGUGUGCGGGUGUCCUCACCAUCAGGAGUCAAGUACAUGCCAGCUUGUGGGUGUGCGGGUGUCCUCACCAUCAGGAGUCAAGUACAUGCCAGCUUGUGGGUGUGCGGGUGUCCUCACCAUCAGGAGUCAAGUACAUGCCAGCUUGUGGGUGUGCGGGUGUCCUCACCACCAGGAGUCAAGUACAUGCCAGCUUGCAGGUGUUCUCACCAACACCAGUCAAGUACAUGCCAACUUGCGGGUGUCCUCACCACCAGGAGUGAAGUACAUGCCAGCUUGCAGGUGUCCUCACCAUCAGGAGUGAAGUACAUGCCAGCUUGCAGGUGUCCUCACCACCACCAGGAGUGAAGUACAUGCCAACUUGCAGGUGUCCUCACCACCAGGAGUGAAGUACAUGCCAACUUGCAGGUGUCCUCACCACCAGGAGUGAAGUACAUGCCAACUUGCAGGUGUCCUCACCACCAGGAGUGAAGUACAUGCCAACUUGCAGGUGUCCUCACCACCAGGUGUCAAGUACAUGCCAGCUGACAAGUGACUGCAAUACAAUAUCAUCAUUUCAAAACUAUAAGCUCUUUUCUACAAAUGGCUUUGCUCUCUUACUUUUUCUCUGAGUUCUUUCCAAGCAAAGUGUGACUUGUCUGCUGAUGUUUGCUAGCUGGCCAACUACCUCGACUCAGGAGGUCUUCUUCUUUAUUUCCAUGUGCUAGCAGAUGAUGCUAAACCGAGGUUGAAAAGCUGCCAGCUGUGUUAAAUCCACUUGGAGGCCUUGGUGGAGGUUUUCUUUUUCUACUCUUCAUCACCGAUCAGCGGAUCUGAUAUUUGCACGCCACUUUUUGAAGGACAGAAUAUUCGUCACAGGUGCAGGAUCCUGAAUGUUGAAGACAGGACUGCCUUUUUCUUUUUACUCUUUCUAGAAUCGUGUUUGGUUGUCAUUUCAAAUCGUAGACCAUCCCAAUAUUUGUUUUUGUCACCUGAAUUUCAACAUAAGACUGUUUCCUCUUUUAUCAUUUGGCCCCAAAGUUGUAGAAUUAUUGCCUUUUUAGCUUUGAAUCUACCAAAGAUUCUCCAAUUGUUUGACUUCCUGCCGUUGUUAACCACUCCUGCAUGUCCGUGCUGUCCAGGACUCGGGUCUACAUGGCACGACCUGCUUAGUCAGCAGACUAGGAGUUGAACAUCCAUCCAUUUUAUACCGCUUAUUCCCUUUGGGGUCGUGGGGGGGUGCUGGUGCCUAUCUCAGCUACAAUCGGGCAGAGGGCGGGGUACACCCUGGACAAGAUGCCACCUCAUCACAGGGCCAACACAGAUAGACAGACAACAUUCACACACUAAGGCCAAUUUAGUGUUGCCAAUCAACCUAUCCCCAGGUGCAUGUCUUUGGAGGUGGGAGGGGCCUAUCCCCAGGUGCAUGUCUUUGGAGGUGGGAGGGGCCUAUCCCCAAGGGCAUGUCUUUGGAGGUGGGAGGAAGCCCACGCAUUGACGGGGAGAACAUGCAAACUCCACACAGAAAGAUCCUCAGCCUGGAAUUGAACCCUGACUACUCAGGACCUUGGUAUUGUGAGGCAGACGUGAAGCCCUGAGUUGAGCAUCCAUCCAUCCAUUUUCUACCGCUUAUUCCCUUUUGGGGUCACAGGGGGCACUGGCGCCUAUCUCAGCUACAAUCGGGCGGAAGGCAGGGUACACCCUGGACAAGUCGCCACCUCAUCACAGGGCCAACACAGAUAGACAGACAACAUUCACACACUAGGGACCAUUUAGUGUUGCCAAUCAACCUAUCCCCAGGUGCAUGUCUUUGGAGGUGGGAGGGGCCUAUCCCCAGGUGCAUGUGCAUAUCAUUCAAUAAUAAUUUCCCCUUUAACCAGAAACAUUUGAAAGCUGCUGUCCAGGUAAUGAUUCCGCCUCACAAUGAGUGUCAGAUGUUCUCCAAGUUAAUAAACACAAAGGUUGGUCCGACAUCAUCACACCCUGACAGUAUUUCACUUUUCUAAUGUUUUGUUUUUUUAAAAACAAGAACAGGUCCUUCAAGUAUUGCUCAUGAACAUAUCAAUUUUCCACAGUUUCAUCUCUCUUGUGUUCUGCACCUCUUGCCAAGAAAACUGAUUGUUGAACUUCUGUAUGGACUUGAAGGAUUUGAGCCCCACCCUUGUUGAUGUGCCAGGGAAACCCCAUGUUUGGCUCUCAGCCCCACUUCAACUUUGUGGCAGCAAAGUGUGACACUUCACUGGAAGCAAAGUGUGACACUUCACUGGCAGCUUGGCAGCUUCCAUUUCUUCUUCUGCAUCAAAACAAUCCACCACGGGGCCAAAUUCACACUGGAUUGUUUUACAUUUUUUAUUUGUUGUUUUUUCAGUAGAAAGUACACUUCAGUAAAAAAUUGUUUUGUUUCUCUAUCUUCUGUAAAUAUGUUCGAUUUGUCAUCUAUUGUAGGUAUUUUGAUUUGACAGAGAUUUAUAUUCAAAUAUGAAAUAAAAUCUUAAAUUGAG
Molecule: messenger RNA, 4049 nt
Organism: Nerophis ophidion (straightnose pipefish)
Lineage: Eukaryota; Metazoa; Chordata; Actinopteri; Syngnathiformes; Syngnathidae
Product: transmembrane protein 150A-like
Exons: 8
Coding region: 307-1188 (293 amino acids)
Biological process (GO): protein localization to plasma membrane
Source: RefSeq, a predicted model, not a curated record